Tripterygium wilfordii is the source of this 1099-nucleotide messenger RNA. RefSeq lists its product as uncharacterized. The record is from RefSeq and is a predicted model, not a curated record. The coding region runs from base 192 to 893 and encodes 233 amino acids. The transcript is spliced from 2 exons. Gene Ontology annotation, cellular component: chloroplast thylakoid membrane. NCBI's taxonomy places the organism in Eukaryota, Viridiplantae, Streptophyta, Magnoliopsida, Celastrales, Celastraceae.
GUUGCACGCGCCUGCGAAAGACAGUGGUGGUGGCAAACGGCAAUACCUCAUCUCUUCAAUCCGUCUUACACACAGUUCAUUGCCACAAACUUGGAAAUCACACCUACAGGCUACAGAGAGGGGAAAAAACAAGCUGGGAGAAACUCUCUCGCCUCACCAUCUAUGGUUGGGCCUUAAAACGACAACCCAAGAUGGCCGUUUCUCUGAAUUCCGUUGUUGGCUUCAAUUCAAAGUUGCAAGCUAGGCACCAGAAUGCAUCAAGGUCUUAUGUGGAAUUUUUGGCACCAAAGGAAGUUCAAUUAAUGUAUGCUUCAAGGAAUAUUAUGAAGGAAAAUAAGUGGGGAUUAUGUCUCUCAGUUACAAAGAGCGAUCAGCUUGCCUCAGACACCAGCGAUAAGGGUACUGGAAAUGCUGGAACACCACUGUCUGAUGAUCAUCUUUCAGCACCAAAUGCCACCUCAUCAGAUUCUCCAGGAGGAAAUAAUAAAUUUCAAAAUACAGAAGAUGAUGAAUCAAGGUCUCAAGUAUCUGGGGAUUCUAAGCAAUCUACACCAAAAAGAGGGCCUCUAACGGCAAGAGAGAGGCUAAAAGCAGCCCGUGUUCUAAGUCGUUAUACAGAUUCAAAGCCACCAAAACCAGAAAUGGGUAGGAAAUUAUUGGAUGCUCUGAAAGAAAGCGAUAAAGGGAAGAAAAGAUCUCGCCUUCCUGAGGCCCCUACAAACUUGCUUGAUGACAGGGACCGGGGCAUGCCUAAGCAGGGUCUUACUUUUGAGUUUCCUGGGGGCACUGAUCUCUUCUUCAUAGCCUUUUCUUUUGUUUUUAUCAGCACUGUAAUGUUUGCAACAACUUACAUUGUAUGGAAGCUUGGGGCUGUCCAUUUUAAUGAGUACUAGUGUGGUGCUCAUACCUCAUGGAAAAUCAUAGACCAUUUUGAUUCACUCUAGACUCUCUUCUUACCACGUCUCGCUGAUACAAAUUGAUGUGGUUUAUGUAAAUGACAUCAAUUUCAUUUCAUUUCAAUUUCUAUAAUGUGAAGUGCAAUGUAUUGAUCUUCAAAAGGAUGUUGAAAUGGAAGUUUCAUGCUUACUCUCUUACAGAA